AUACGUCGGCAGGAUAAUACGAUAACAAACCUGUACAGAAGACAAUUAAAAAGGAUUUAAGAGCUUACAAACUGCUUGGCUUUGGCAACAGUGUCAAAUGUGUGACAAAACUUUAUUAUUUAAAUAGGAUAUAUAUGUACGUUCCCGUCGAUGCUAUAAUACAACCGCUUGGAACAGGGGCAAAGCUAAAGACACAACGGCCGCGACAGCAGCAGCAGCAGCAGUCGCCGAACUGAAAAUAACGCAAAAGGGAAAAGUAGAAGACAAAGUGGAGACCGACGAUAACUUGAGUCUUGAAAUGGAGCGGCGUUAUCUGAAGAAUCCGUUUGCUGAUUUCGCCGGCGGUGAAAAUACGCCCUUUGCCACUGAUGAGGAGCACAUUAAGACAUUGAUAUGCACCUAUGUGGAUGCCAUAUUGGAGCAUUGUCAUCCCAAUAGCGACGAAGAGGACAAUCGCGGCGACUUGUAUGUGGGCAAUGCUGGCAUUGCCUACAUGUUCUGGAAGUUGAAUAGCUGUGAGCAGACCCGUGAUCUCUAUCCGGCUUUGGAGCAUGCGGCUGCCUUCAUACGCAAUGCCAAAGUGAACGCCCAACGCUACAAGAAAAGAUCAGCCGAGCGAUAUUCGUUUCUCUGUGGCAACGCCGGCAUCUAUGCCGUCUCCGCUGCCAUAUCCCAGGAGACAAAGAAUACGGAGGAACUCUCCAUGGACUUGGCCAACUUUAAGUCUGGCAUCCCAUCGAGCAAGGAGUUCAUGCAUACAAAAUAUGGUUGUGAUGAGGUGCUAGUUGGACGCGCUGGCUAUCUAUCUGGCUGCUACUGGCUCAACGACGUGCUGCCGGAGAAGAAAAUUACGGAUGAUGACCUCAUCUCCAUUUGCCAGCUGAUCAUCCACAGCGGGCGGGAGUAUAGCAAGCUGAAUAACUCUCCGUUACCAUUGAUGUAUCAAUACCAUGGCACAGAGUAUCUGGGCGCUGCUCAUGGCCUUUGCGCCAUUUUGCACAUGCUCUUGGAUAGUCCGUGGUUCCGUACGGUUCCCAUAUCGGCGCCCGCCGCCGAACUGCGGGACAUCAAGCGCUCGAUUGACUUCUUCCUGGAAUUGCAGGAUGCUGAAGGCAACUUCCCGGUGGCUCUGGAGGACUUGCGUUCGGGCCGGGAUAAGCGUCUCGUGCAUUGGUGUCAUGGUGCACCCGGUGCUGUCUACGUGAUAGCCAAAGCCUAUCUAAUCUUCAAAGAGGACAAAUAUAUUAUAUCACUGCGUCGCGCCGCGGAUUUGGUAUGGAAGAAGGGAUUUUUGCGCAAGGGACCGGGCAUUUGCCAUGGCGUAGCCGGCAAUGGCUACGUCUUCCUUCUCCUCUUCCGCUUGACCAACGAAAUGAAGUACCUGUACCGUGCUCACAAAUUUAUGGAACUCUUAACUAAUGCGGAAUUUAAGCAACGUGCGCGCGUUCCUGAUCGACCGCACAGCCUUUACGAGGGAGUCGCUGGCACAGUAUGCUUCCUAGUUGAUCUCCUGGAGCCGGAGCAAGCUUAUUUUCCCUUUAUGGAUGUCUUUCAUUAGAUAGUCCCAACCGCAUCCCAUCCCUCGCUCCAUCCCCCAUUCUAGUCAUAUAUUUUAUUUCUUUAAAUUCAGCGCCCAUUUUGUCGAUAUUGCAGCUAGUAAGGACUAUUUUUCUUUUUAAUUAGGAUUCAUCGAUAUCAGUCAAAUUCGUAGGCGUCAUUGUAUACUUUCAUCUAUAUCUUUCAGUCUUCAAUACUUUUUUAGCCUUUUUUAUCAAACAUUAUCCAGACUUUCUUUCUCUCUCUCAAUGUCUCCCUCUCUCUCUCUCUCACCAUUGCUCCACUUGAUUGCGUGGCUCAAUCAUAUUCUCAUAUCAAAAUUAUCUGUGCUUUAAGCUAAGCAAUUAAAAAUAAUACGCAUAAAUAUUCAUAUA
Messenger RNA from Drosophila mojavensis, 1931 nucleotides. RefSeq names its product lanC-like protein 3 homolog. NCBI's taxonomy places the organism in Eukaryota, Metazoa, Arthropoda, Insecta, Diptera, Drosophilidae. The record is from RefSeq and is a predicted model, not a curated record. Gene Ontology annotation, cellular component: plasma membrane. Gene Ontology annotation, biological process: peptide modification; carbohydrate metabolic process. The transcript is spliced from 3 exons. The coding region runs from base 299 to 1558 and encodes 419 amino acids.